AUUUUGCAUAUGAUUGUGCGCAGCUACGGCGACGGGAAUGAACCGGUGGUGCUAUUUUUAGCCCAAGCCAAAGAAGGGUGGAGGAAGCGAGCCAGAAGUGAGUGAGUGAGUGAGUGAGUGAGAGAGAGAAAGAGAGAGAGGGAGUGCAGGGGAGUGUAUACGUAGGGAAGAAAGAGAAGGAGUGUGAGGAGGGGUGAAAAGCACUGUUUUUCCUCGUGGAGCAGCAGUUGAGUGCUGGGUUGUGGCAGGGAUCAGUGGCAGCUGUGAAGAAGAACAACGAGAGACGAGGAGGCAGAGGAGAAUCUUAGAGACCCCGAGGUACCAGAGACGUAGAGAAGUUAUGCGGCCCAGGUCUAGACUACUGGCAAAGCGCGGCCUGCCAACCAUCCGUGAGGGAUCGGAGGAGCUCGUGCAUGACCUGAACCAGACCAACAGCCAGCACAGCAGUGCACAGGACUACUUCCACUCCAUCUGCCAGUUGGCUCGGCCUACUUUCCCCUUGCACGAGCCAGACCGUGACAUCCUGUCCAUCGGCAAACUGGACUCUCCAAAGCCAUGUUUGCGCCCGCACCGUUUGCGCCAGCUUGCGCAACCCCUAACCUGCCCCAUUGACACCUCAACAAAUCAGUCACCCAAGCUGGAAUCACUGGGGCCUUCUUCCUCAGUGCCAGAGCAAGCCCAAGGCUCAGAGCAGGACUGCCCAACUUCCACCGACCCCCUGGAGUAUCUCUACGGCUACAGAGACGCAGAAGCUUCCUUUUCCUCCUCCGGAAGGGGCAGUAUUCCCCUUCGCAGGGCACGCAGCGUGCCUUGCCCUGGUCUUGACGUCCGGAACAAAACCACUUGCCCUGAUUUGCGUCUACCAGAGUCUGUUCCCUCUCCUGUUGUGCCACAGCGCUCGCCGCUCAGCAGAAAGAAGCUAGACGGCGGCAAGGUUGACGGAGCCCAUUGUGGAUGGAGGGCAAAAAGCAGUCGGAGCAUAGAUAAACAAACAAUCGUGUCGCACUGGAUCUCCGAGUGCCGGAGUGCAUGGAGGGAAGCCCGUAUCCGUGCCUGCAUGCUGCCCGCCAUCGCCGAGAAGUAACGCCUGUCUAUUUAACGCUAGCUCUAUCUCCAUUCGUUGUCAAACAUAUCGAACAUUUAUCAGUAUCACAGCUAGAAGAAUGAUGGGACUUUACAGUUUCAGGUUUAAAUACCUAACCAUUUUUAGGUGUAAACUAAGCAAAAGUGACCCUAUAGAUGGUGACGUGUUAAUGCCACACCACAGUGUAGAGUUACGCUAAAUGUCAGUGAUUAAACUGGUCAGUGUCAGUCCAGUCAUGUCCAGUUGUGAUCAAUAACUGUAUUGAUUGUUGGAAGACAUUAAAAUUGUUUGGUGAUUUGAAAAUGUAAAAAAAAAAAAAAUGACAAA
Molecule: messenger RNA, 1411 nt
Organism: Tachysurus vachellii
Lineage: Eukaryota; Metazoa; Chordata; Actinopteri; Siluriformes; Bagridae
Product: protein DEPP1
Exons: 2
Coding region: 341-1084 (247 amino acids)
Biological process (GO): regulation of autophagy
Cellular component (GO): mitochondrion
Source: RefSeq, a predicted model, not a curated record